Messenger RNA from Sebastes umbrosus (honeycomb rockfish), 1900 nucleotides. RefSeq lists its product as uncharacterized. Gene Ontology annotation, molecular function: calcium ion binding. Lineage: Eukaryota; Metazoa; Chordata; Actinopteri; Perciformes; Sebastidae. The record is from RefSeq and is a predicted model, not a curated record. The coding region runs from base 797 to 1609 and encodes 270 amino acids. The transcript has 6 exons.
AAUAAUACAAAAAAAAAUCAGUCUUGUCACGUAAAAACUUUGUAUGCAGUAGUGCAAGUACACAAGUAUUGUACUUAAGUACAGUUUUGUGGUACUUGUACCUUACUGGAGUAUUUACUACAGUUACUUUAUACUUUUACUCCACUACAUCUACCAGUUUGUUCGCUAUAGUUACUUUGUAGCUUAAGUUUGUACAUACAAAUAUGAUAGUUUUAUAAAUUAAGGUGCAUUGUUUUGCUAUAGAUUAUUCCACCCAAAAAGAUAUAAAGUACAUAAGAAUGUUAAAACUAUUAAUUUGUGCUCGCUGUUGAAAAGUGCAGGUGCAAACAGUGUAAAACAGUUAAAAUGUCUUAAAGAUUUUAAUGUUUCCAAGUGAGAUGUUGUGGGGGUUAGAGUUUAAAUUAAAGCACUUAAAGCUGUUGAAUUUUUAAAUUAGAAUAGUAUUUUUCCAUUGAGGUGUCACUACUUUCACUUAAAGAUAUGAGUACGUCUUUCACAGUAAAUCAAACUCACUCAGACUAAGAGGCAUCCUGACUGGCUCUCCUCCAGGUCAGUCUUUCCUCGUACACCUUCGUCUCCAGACAGGAUUUCCUGUCUGUGUCUGAGGGAGGGGUUGGAUGUCAGGAGCCCCCACAGCUCCCAGCACUGGUACUGGGACAUGGACUGGGAAUGGGACUGGGACUGGGACCUGAGGAAGCCAGAGACAGUAUGAUUACUGAGUGACAUCAACCUCGUAUCUACUGUAAACACAGAGCUGAGUGCUGCUUCCUUCCUUGUCCUGGAGGAGACAUUUCACAUGCAGGACAACAUGAAGAAGAAGAAAAAGCAGCGGGCCCGAAAACUCACCAAAAAACAGCAUAAAAAUGUUUCCAUGGACGAAACCGUGCAACCCUUCAGAUCCAACCGGCCGGAGUUUGAGGGCUUCCUGUCUGAGAUGACUCGGUGGUUUUCGGACCAUCAGCUGCAGGUGGACGAGCUGUUCAGCCACAGUGACGCAGACAGAAAUGGAUCAGUCAACCUGAAGGAUUUCUACCUGGGUCUGAUGAACUUGAACGUCCCUUGUCAGCCGUUUCAGCUCCACAUGCUGACUCAGCAGCUGAAGACCGCCAACGACAUGAUCAGUUAUCGAGACUUGAGCAGACAAGUGCAGAGACUGAGACUGAGUGACAGCACAGAGAUCGACACCCAGAUAUCCAGAUGUGAUCAACAUCAGCUCUUAAACCCUGAACAGGACAGGAGGUUCAUCCGUCUGAGUGUCAGACUGAUCCCCUUCGACUCUGCUGCAGCUCAUCCAGGAAACUUUGAGGUGGUUUUGUUGAGCAGCAGCAGAGUCUUCAGUCUGAUCAGGAUGAUCAAGGACCGGGUCGGGAUCCAGACCUCCAGGCUGGAGGUUUACCGGAGCAGAGUGCCCACAGAGGAGGCUCGCCUUCCCCCAGAGGGCCUCCUGGAGGAUGUUGGCUUCAGAGGAGGGCCAGAGGGAAGUCCUCCAGAGGACACGGUGUACUACGACUACAGACUGAUGUUUACAGACUGUCCCGUCCUCAACUGUGACCACUACUUCAGGUCAAUGCUGGACGCUGCCGCCACGAGGAGCGGCCACUGUCUUUAACGGCUUGUUAUUUUAGUGUUAGCUGAGAGAAAUAAAAGACACACACCUUAGUGUCGUCAAAGAUAGAAGUUGUUCGUCUCUACUUUCCUGUAACUUCUACAACAACACCUUGUGGAACGGGUCCAGUAUUGAGGGACAACGCUGUAAACAGCGAGGUUAAGUGUAACGUUAUGUUCACUAAAAGUGCUUGUUUUUGCCACUGACAGGCUCAGAUUGUUAUUUUAAGUGUCUGAUAACUUUAUGGAAGGGACCCUACCGUGAAAUAAAACCUUUUUCUUGCCUUUCUCUUGA